Messenger RNA from Helobdella robusta, 480 nucleotides. RefSeq lists its product as hypothetical. The transcript is spliced from 2 exons. Lineage: Eukaryota; Metazoa; Annelida; Clitellata; Rhynchobdellida; Glossiphoniidae. The record is from RefSeq and is a predicted model, not a curated record. The annotation marks the transcript as partial.
CCCAUCAGCAUACAAACCAACAGCAUGAAUGGCAGCAGCAACAGCCUCCACAGUGCAGGAAAUGAGAAUAAUAACAUUGCACCUAAUAAAAAUAUUAAAAGUGAUUAUUUUGGUUAUAACCAACCACAACAUCCUUCAACUAACAAUUGUCCUGCUAAUUCAUUUAGUCACAAUGCUCAAAGGUUUAACAAAGGUGUUAUGGAUAACAACAACAAUGUUAAGUUUAGAAAACCAUUGAACAACAAUAAUAAUUCAAAACAUUAUCAAAACAUUUCCCAUGACAACAACAGCAAUAUUUUUCGAAUGAAUUCAGUUCACAAUUCUCCACUGUUGAAGAAAAAUGACUUGAACAAAUCAAACACUGCCAUUUUAAACAUGGGAAACAAUAAAGCCAAUGCCAAUUACAUGAAUGCCGAUAAUAUUUCCAAUAAGACAAACUUGGAGCAGAAGAAUAAUAAUUUAUAUAAAAGAAGCAACAGU